Nilaparvata lugens (brown planthopper) is the source of this 2185-nucleotide messenger RNA. RefSeq lists its product as uncharacterized. The transcript has 9 exons. Bases 220 to 1188 code for a protein of 322 amino acids. The record is from RefSeq and is a predicted model, not a curated record. Lineage: Eukaryota; Metazoa; Arthropoda; Insecta; Hemiptera; Delphacidae.
AACACGUAGCGAGGAGAGAGGGCAGUCAACAAAAUCCUUCCGUCGCGCCAAUUCAAAUCAGUGCGCUUCCAGAAGUGUGAUACAAGUCAGUGAACAGUGAGUUCAGCCAAUAGUGAAACAAGAUUGAUAUCUACCUUCUCGUACAUUGUUCGACUUUAAGAUAACAACCAUUGGCGGGAUUGGCAAAUUUCCACCUACAAGAUCGUCGCCUGAUAAAAGAUGAUGGACGUGUUGAAAGUCCUACUAAUAGUUCAAACCUUGGCUGUUUCCUCUAUUUACGUUGUGGCAGAAGACAAAAAAGUAUGCCACAAUAAUUUGAAGCACUACGAAGAACUUAGAUGCACUCCAGUUAUCAACCAAGAGAGUGGCUGUAUUGUCAGCUACGACUGUAGUUCAAUAUCCAAGCAGAAAAAAGACAAAUGCUAUUACCAAGGAAAAGAAUACUCGUUCGGUGAAGAAUUGGCAUCAAGCGAAAUACUCAGCAAUUGCAUUGCAUCAUGCAGAUGCACCAAUGCUGAUGGAAGGGGAAACUUCAAUUGUGCCAACAUUGAAUGUGCAGAGGUAUUCCAACCAUCAAUAAAAAAAGGUUGCGUGCGACAGUACUCACAUGACUCUUGCUGUUCCAUCGGCCAAAACUGCAGUAAGUUGAUUGAUAAUAAUUUUGCGACAAUGAGCAGUGAAAGAGAGAAACAGGCUCUCAGUUCGCCGGACGGAGAGAAGCAGGAGAAACAACGAGCUACAGUUUCCUCGUCAGCUGUUAAAUCGUCCUCGAGUGCUCUUUCGUACAUGGAUGAACCAUUAGAAAACAUAGAAUCAGUGUAUUACGUCUAUUUCGCAGGUACAUUCGUCUCCCCGUACUGCGAGGACAUAACAUGUGAUAUGGAACUGCAUUAUGCUGAUUACAUCUCGGAAGGCUGCACUCCUGUCUAUUACGGAGAUGACUCAUGCUGUCCUAUUUACUGGCACUGCCCAACUAAGAAUGAUACAAUAGUGAAGGAGGAUGUCGAGAAGGACAAGCUAACGGUUAAAAAUAAAGAUGGUGUCCCAAAAUGCAAGUUUGGCGAUUUAGAAAUGGAGAUCGGGCAAAGACUAGCCCCACCCAUCAGAGAGAACUGCCUGGAAUGCUCCUGCAAAGUACCGCCUUUCAUAUCAUGCGCAAUCAACAUAGAAUGCCAGAAGAAAAACUAAUUCGAUUUUUUAAUCAAAUAACGCACCUCAUUAAAAAAUCAUCUUUCAUAAAUAUACAUUCUAGUAAUUGAAGUAAUUUUAAGGAAUCUUAGGUACAUAUUUAAUACUUUUUAAAAUAAAAAUAUUUUCCAAGAAGAUGUUUUUUUCAAUGGUUUCAUUUGAAAUCAUUUUGUUUGUACAUGUUUUGAUAACCCUACACCAAGUGUGAGUGGAUGGUCAAGUCACGAGAAUGGGUUUGGCUAAAGAGGAUGUUGGCUGCCCUGUCGGUUAGUGCAAAACACAUUUCAAGAAGAACAUAUGCGCACCACUCUUUUCCCAUCUUGCUGCCAUCAUUCAAACCACAUUCACCUGGCAAAGCACUAUCUUUAGCAAUACAAUUAUUCGCUAAAAAAAAUAGUGCUAAUUUGUACUUCCGAUAAUUAAAAUGAAAUGAAAUAUAUAUAGUGAUUCUAUUUUCAGAGAAAUACAUAAUUCACUUAUUUCAAAUAUUUGACAUCUCCUUUUGAAAUCACAUUACAUAAUAGAUCUGAUGUAUAAUUAAAUAUUUUGAAUAUUAGUAAAUGAGAGUUAUCCUUAAAUAAAAUAAUUUCAACAAUAAUUAUAUACUAUUAAAAUAUUUAAUUUUUCGAAAGCUUUUGCGAAUAAAGCAUGCAAAGAUUUGAUUUUAAUACAAUACAAUCCGAUUUUACAGCUAAUUUUGUUAGACAAAUGAAGUCGAUAUAUAUCAAAAUAACGAAUUAACGAUACAACGAUAAGAGAAAACAAUAAUAUGCCACAAAAAAGUAACAACUAGUGAAAAUAACAAUUAUACUGUAAAAGAAAAACUGAAAAUAGUACAUUCAGGAAAAAACAAAAAGGAAAAUACAAUCAGUGAAAGAUAAUAUCAAAAAAUCAAAGUGAUGAAAAACUAUUAAUUUUAUAACUGGAAUAAAAAAAUAUGAAUUACAAGCAGAAAAUUAUCACAAAAAGUAGCAUUUAUAGUGCCGGUUGCACAAAA